AUGCCCGCGGACACCAAAUACGUCACCAUCAUUCGCUCCCCAGUCGACAACGUCGAGUCCGUUUUCGGGUUUUUCCAGGAUCAAAUGCCUUUCGAAGAGUGGCUCGGGGACGUGACGACGACAGAACGAUUGAAGACUUUUUACGCUGACCCAGCGAAGUAUUUCAAAAGAGAUACUGAUUGGUACUUCAGAUCCAAAAACCACAUGUUUUUCGACAUCGGUUACGACGUGAACCGGGCGGAGGACGAGGCGUACGUAGACCAGGCCAUCGCAGAAAUGGACGAGAAUUUUACUCUGAUUCUUUUGACGGACUUCUUUGACGAGUCGCUGAUUCUGAUGAAGCACUUGCUUUGCUGGGACUGGGACGACAUCGUCUACAUCAAAUUCAAGAUGAGAACGGAAGAGGCGAAAGCAGAAAUGAACCCGGAACUGGCAAAGAAAAUUUUGGAGUGGAACCACGCAGAUCAUAAAUUGUACGAUUAUUUCAAUACUACGUUUUGGAAACGAGUAGAAGCCUUUGGCGUCGACAAAAUGAACUCAGAAUUGGAAGCUUUCCGAGCUGAGCAAAAAGCCGCCGAAACCGAAUGUAUUCAGUCCUACGAGCCGUUCAAGAAAAAACCCUGGAUUUUGGGCGCGAAGUUGCGACCGCACCCGACCGACAAGUGCAAGCAUCUCGCCUGGUCAGAAACCGUCUACGGCGAGUUCUUGAGGGACAAAAUGUACAAAUCGAUUCCGAACCUGGUUUCGCCGACGGAAGAACAAAAAGCGGCUUCUCUUGCCUAUUUCGAGCAAAUUGCCGGCGCCGCGUUGCAAAGCAGUUGA
Molecule: messenger RNA, 822 nt
Organism: Oikopleura dioica
Lineage: Eukaryota; Metazoa; Chordata; Appendicularia; Copelata; Oikopleuridae
Source: the annotation of a GenBank genome assembly